AUGACUUUAUGUCAUGACAUAUGGCACACACAUAAUGAUGAUGAUGAUGAUGGAAGCACGUUAGAUGAUUAUUUCACAAACAUGGGAAAAUUAAAUAAAUGGACAACUCUUACAUAUCUAGUUGAUCCGUCUUAUCUAAUUAAUCAGACAUGUCUAAACGAUCAGACAUACCUAGUUGAUCCUCCUUAUCUAAUUGAUAAGACAUGUCUAAACGACCAGACAUACCUAGUUGGUCCGGCGUGGAACUGUUCCCUGAACGGAGAUUAUGAACAUGCUAUCUUUUGCACCUCUCGUUCUCAUGUGAAAAGGACAUCAUGUGAAUUUUUUUAUGAAAAGAAGAAUCGACGACAGUAUAUUAUGAGGGUGGGAAAUGGAAGAAAUAAGAGUUUUCACAACAUUUGUGAAAAACAUAUGAAGGUGAAAACAUUUCUCAAGAAAAAAGAUCCCUAUAGUCAUGUAAAAUGGAAGAUGGUCGAAAGAAAUGCGUUAAACGAUAUAAAUACAAAUAAGUCUUUACUGCACAAUAACGUAGAGAUAAAAUUAUACAAAAUUCAUUGGUGCAUAUAUAAUUCUCCGAUUGAAUACAUUAGUGGAUUAUCAGAACGUGUUUUAAAAUGCAAAAGAAAAUAUUUCUAUUUAAAUUCUAAAAUAAUAAUCUCUCAAAAUCGAAAAAUUUAUCGUGUACGAUUAUUCGUACUUAUAUCAAAAUAUUAUAAGAAAAAAUUUAAAAUAAUAGAGACAUUUUUUUUAAGCAUAAAGAAUCUGUACAUAUGUAACAAGCGUAUAAUCCUCAUGACAUAUUUUAGAGAAAAUUCAUUUCCUUGUUUUAAAAUAGAAAACGAAAGAUUUUAUGUAAAAAUAAACAAAUUAAAAAAUUUCUUUUGUUUCUUCUAUUACAUUUUAUUAACAAAUAAUGAAUGUGACACAUUCUGUAGAACAUGUUUGGGUAAAAAUGGAAAAAUGGAUGGUUACCACAAUUCAAAUUCUCUUUUAUUUAAAUUAAUUCAUUCAACAUAUAGACCUUUUUAUCACUAUAUAGAGUAUAAAAAAGAGAAAAAAAAAUGUAAUAUCUCACGCCCAGUACAAUACUUACACUUUUUAUACAUGUUAAAGCUAUUUUUUGCUCAAUCAAUAAAUUUGUGCAUUCAAUUGAUAUUCAAAAAUUUCGUGGAAAACAUAAAUGAUAUGUCGAAGAAGGAUACUAUGGUACUACAACUAGAUACACUUAAUCAUAAUAUAUAUGAUAUGAGCUACAUGUGUAAAUGUAAAAGAUUCUACAGUAAUUUGGGCACUUAUAAUAUUUCAGAAAUGAGUAUACUAUUUAUGAUAAAAUGGAGAAAAUUUAAGAUAUAUAUAAUGAAGAGUGAAAAGAAUAACUCUGAUUUUUUCAUAUUAUUGAGUGUAUUUAUACCAAAAAAUACCCCUUUGAAUUAUGUGAUCGUGAUGAAAGAGACAAUGCAACAUUUUUCAUUACAACACCAGAUGGAGAAUCUUUUUUUUAAUAAGUUCUUGUACAAACGUACACAGAAACAGUGUUCCUGUUCAUCUAAAAUGUUGGUGUUAGAAGUUUCAAAUUUUAAUAAAAAUGAUUCUAAGAAAAAUAAACAAUUGUAUUACAGUUUAUGUCUUUUUUUUGAAAGAAAAAGUAAAAAGGAGGAGAAACUGAGUAGUUGGAAAUUUUUUAUCAAUAAUAUAUCAUUUCCCAAUUUUUCAUCUCCUGAUUUUUCAUUGUUCAUAAGUGAAAAUUACAGUUUCAAAAUUGAGGAAAAUGAUGUUAACUUACUACUAGCCAAUUCAUAUCGUGCAAAAAUCAAUCGAAUCAUAAAAUAUCCUAUUGUACAUAACAAAGGAGAAGAAGCAGAAAAUUACCAAGAGAAUUUAUUCUGUACACUUUCAAGCAGUAAAAAUCUACCUAUUAGCAUAAUCCCAGAAGUUGCAAUUAUUUAUUUCGAAAAAUUAGACAAUCUGGUUAGUACAUAUUGUGUAUAUAAAUGUGGGAAUUAUUAUUUCCCCUUAAUCGAUGUUUCAUCAAAUGAUGCGUAUUAUGAACAUUUAACCUUCGCAUCAUGCCUUUUUGAUAAAUCUGUACGAGCAUGGAGAGUUCAUAAAGAAGAGAAAAAAUUUGAAAUGGUGUUGUACACCCUUUUAUCUGAGGAAGUUGAACGGACAGUAUACAUGAUAUUUUAUUAUUUGUGCCUCCUCCAUUUUGUAAUUUGUAAUAUCAGAUUUGUUAUAACUGUUUUGCUGAAAUUUCCCAUAUCUGAAAUGUACAUGUUCUUGAGAAGUAAAAACAGAAAGGAUGAAAACCUGUUAUACCUCGGCGAACAGGAGGACGAAAUAAACGAAGGGAUUAAAAAAAAAUAUAAAGUCUUCCCUUUUAUCAAAAUGGAAGAAGAUAAAUACAACGAGACAAAAAAUUUGAAGAAUAAAAAUGUUGUAGGAAGAAGUAUGAUAAUACCUCCCACAGGUAGGAAGCGAAGUUAUGGAGAAUCUAUAAAAGAGUUAGAUGUCAAAAUAAAGAAAAGGUUGAUAAAUUCGUUUUCACGAAAAAGCACAAAUCCAUGUAGAGAUAUUAAGAGAAAAAGGGAUAUACUAAAACAUCAGUUAGAAAAUAAGAACAAGAAAAGAAAAGGAAAAAAUUAUAAAAAUAUGAUUGUAGUAACCUGUCAAAAUGGAAGGACGCAUAAAAAAUGUGAACGUUGUUAUGUAACAUAUCCACCAUUAAUGUUACUUUCAAAUUAUGCAUAUCAUCCCAGUAUCUUUCAUGAGUGUAAUUUCUGUAGAUCAUUUUACGUCCCACAUAAAUCGGCAUUGUUCUUGUCAGACAACUCUAAUAAUAGAGCUUUUAGUAAAAAAGGUGCACAUACUAAUGCAAGAAGAAGAGGAAGAAAAGAAAGUGAGAAAAAAACAAAUGAACCAAAAAGAAACCAAGGAAAGAGAAGAACAGGUAAAGAUGAUGACAAUGGAUCAAAGUCUAACAUGGAAUCUGAUUCAGAGUCCAGCUCAGACGAUGAUGAUGAGGAGGAGGAAGAAGAAGAAGAGGAAGAAGAAGAAGAAGAGGAAGAAGAAGAAGAAGAUGAUGAUGAGGAGGAGGAGGAGGAAGAAGAUGAGGAAGAAGAAGAUGAUGAUGAGGAAGAGGAGGAAGAAGAGGAGGAUGAGAAUGACGAUAAUGACGAAGAUGAAGAAGUGGGAGAAGAAGAUGCAUUCGAUGUUGAUGACACGGAUGGUGCUGAUGAUGAGGAGAAGGACGAAGAGGCGAAUGAACCGGAUAAGGAUACGGAUGACGAGCCUGAAGAUGAUCCAGAUGAAGAUGCAAAUGAAAAGUCAGAUAAGGACGCGAGUGAGGAGGAUCCUGAAGAUGACGGAGAUGAGGAAUCGGGUGAAGAGACGGAUGAAGAAACGGAUGAAGAAACGGGUGAAGAAACGGAUAAGGAAUCGGAUGAAGAAUCGGAUGACAAAACGGAUGACGAGGAUGAUGAAGCGGACAAUGACGCAGAUAAGGAUCCUGGAGGUGAAGAAUCGGGUGAAGAAUCGGGCGAAGAAUCAGGCGAAGAAUCAGGCGAAGAAUCGGGCGAAGAAUCGGGCGAAGAAUCGGGCGAAGAAACGGAUGAAAAAACGGAUGAAGAAACAUAUCACAAGUGCAGGAAAAAGAAAAGAAAAAAAAGAAUCAAGAAGACAAAUAAAUGCGAAUUUGAGAAUGACGAAGAUGAGAAAUCGAGAGAGGAGGAAGAGAGAGAAAAUGAUAAUAAUUACUAUAAGAAAAAAAAAAAAUUAUAUCUGAAAAAAAAGAAUAAAAAAUUUAAGCACCAUUACAUCUAUUUAAACAAUUUAUUCAAAGAUACUGUAUGUAUAAAUACAGCGAAUGUUUCAAAUUUCAUAUCCGUCAGUAAGGACAAACUAACAGCAACAUAUAGCGCAUGGGGAAAACAUACAGAUAUUGCAUGUGUCCAAGUAAAUAAAUGUGCAUUUAGAGAUUGUAGCAUAUACUAUUUUGAAGUUGAAGUUUUAAGCUGCACAAAUUUUUCCAAAAUUGUAAUAGGUAUGACAAGCAAAAAUUAUACAAUUAAUAAAAACCCAGGAGCAGAAUAUAAUUCUUUUGGAUAUAAGAAUGAUGACGGUAAGAAACUUGUUGAUGGAAAAUUGGAAAAUUACAGCAAUGGAUAUACAAAAUAUGAUAUAAUUGGUUGUGGUAUUAAUUAUUUUGAUAAUAGUGCAUUUUUUACAAAGAAUGGAAAAUUUUUAGGAAAGGCAUGUAAUGUGAAUUCGAAAUAUGAUUAUUAUGCUACCGUUGGGUUAAGUAGUCUAGGUGACAGAAUUAAAUUUCACCUGAAUAAUUUUUAUUUUGACAUUUACAAUUUCAUAUUUGAAGAAUGUGAAAAUGAAAGGAACAUUAUUAAAUCCAUAUAUAUCCAAAAAGACAUUUUUGCUGAUAUCAUCAAAUCCCAUUUGGUUAAAUGUGGUUACUAUAAUACAUAUAAAACAUUUAUGAACUUUUUAGAAAACCAUAGAAAUGUAGACGACAAUGGUAGUAGCAUUGGUAACUCCUCGCAUACAAAGUACGCAAUGAAUAAGUAUUUUUCAGGAAAGACUGAUUUACCAAAGGGGAAGGAGAAGAUGCCGGAGAAGAAGACGGAGAAGGAGACGGAGAAGGAGACGGAGAAGGAGACGAAUGUCGAAGAAAAGAAAACAAAAGAAAAUCCAAAAAAUAACGCUGAUAAAGAAAAAUAUACCCUCUCUCGAGGGGGAACAGAAAUAAAAUAUACUGAUCUACCUCCUCAGCAUUUACAAAAUAGAGGCAGUAGUAAUAAUAAUGAUGAAGCAAGAUCGAAAGGGGGAUACGAAAAGGAUUGUGCAAAAAGUGAAGUCGAUAUGAAGGAUGCUGAUUUUUCAGCAAAAUUUUGUGCUUACAGCAGUGAGUCAUCGAAAAAUGUUAUUUUUCAUAAAACGGAAAAUACAAUAGGAGAAGAAAAUAAGAGUUCAAAAGGUACAAAUGAUGAAGAUGUUAAAGAUAAUAAAAACACAUUAAACAAAUUACAAAUUAGUCACUUAGAUAUAAGUGCGAAACACAAUAAGGAUGAAAAAGCAGAAGGUACAAACAAAGGGGAAGAUAUAACUCAGAGUGAUAAAAUAAGAUCCCAUGACACCAAGACAAGCGGUGAAAACAAAAAUGAUCAAAUCAUAGCUGAAGAUAAAUUAUUGGAUGACGUCAACCCCUUACCUGCAGAUGGGAAAACGGACUCUAAACUAGAAGCUUAUGAAAUGGAUAAUAACAGAGAAGAAGAGAAGAACACUGAGAAGAACGUAAAUGAGGAGAAGCCUCCGAGUGUUGAAGUUGAACAGAAGGGGGAAGAGAACCCCGGGGUCCUGCAGCAGCAGCAGCAACAGCAACAGCAACAGCAACAACAAGAGUUGCAGAAUAUUUCACAUCCAUCUGUUACAACCGUUGCAGGCGAAGGUUCUCACCGACAUAUUCACGUCCAAGAAAAGGAGAACACUGAGAGAGAGGGUGAAAAGGGAACAGAUGGAAAUUUAGAUGCCAAUAUAAUUAAGGGCUACGAGUUUAACCCAUAUAACUACCCGGGGACAAAUUUACAAAGUGCAUUGUGGAUAUCGAGAAAAAGCAGUUUAAGUAAUUUAAUAAAUGUGAGAAAAGACUCAAAUUCGUUAUUAUUAAGUCGACUGAGGAAUAAAAGAAGUUUGAGCGUGAAAGAUGAUUUAAACAUUUUAGGAACCAAUUUUUUAAACAGCAAAAAAGAAGCAAAAAAAGGUGAAAAUGAAAUUAAUAAAAAGAUCCAUCUUUUGUUAAGAGAAAAAUCAGGUAUAAUUAAAAAUGAAAAUAAUAAAAAAUUAAAUAAAAAAGAAGGAAAAUGCUACCCAAUUGAUAGGGAAUAUAUCACAAGAUAUUUUGCCGAUUUGUAUUUAUCGGAUGAAAAGUUAAAUAAAAUGAUAAACUCUUUGCAAACAAGAUAUAUAAUAAGAAAUAAUAUUAUGAAUGGAAAUAUUAUAAAUGUACUAAAUAUAUUGGAAGAAAAAUAUUCAGAUUUGUUUACAAAUGAUCGAGGAAGUUUUAACAUUGCCAUGUUAUAUACACAACAGUUGAUAGAAAUACUGAGACCGAAUAAGGGAUUUAUAAAAAGAAUUUCUUUAAAUAAAAGAAAAUAUAAAAAAAUGAGAACACACAACAUGGAAGAAGAAGAUGAUGAUGAUAUGGUCCUCAGUGAAACAAGCUACAAAACUUAUAAUACCCUAAGUGAUGAUCAUUAUUAUGAUAACAUUAUAACUGAUUCUGGUUCAUCUGAUAGCUUAUUUUGUGACACUUCCAAUGAUGAGAAAGAUAGUAACAAUAACAUAUUGAAAAAAUUAGACAAGUUAAACAAAAGAGGAGAAAGGAAAAAAAGUAAAGGUCUUAGCAUAAUGGCGGACACCUUAAAAGGGAACCACAUGAGCCAUAACAAAAUAUCAUUGAAACAGCAUAAUGGAAAUAGUGAUAAGAGCACAAAUAGUAAUGCAGAAAAUAGUGAGUACGAUAGUUACAAUAGUGUUAGUAGUCAUAAUAAUAGCAAAGAUCAUAUAAAUAGAGACGAUCUUCCUAGACAUAACCAUGACGAAUGGAUAAAUCAUUCCAAGAAAGGAUUUUUAGACAAAAGAAAUGAUGAAUCAUGCCAUCCAUCUAUUGGAAAAGAAGAAAAAACUAAUAAGAAUUAUGAACAGCCCAUGUUACAGAGAAGUGAUAAUAGAGAUGUAGAUGUCACAAUAGACAUGUUAAGAGGAAAAGAAGAAAAAAAAAUAGCAAAUGAAAUAGGAGUUGAUGAAAAAAAUUCCAUCAGAAAUUCACAACUAAAUAAUGAUUAUGAGAAAGAGAAAAAAAUGGAAAGAAUGAUAUAUAAAAAUAUGCGAUCGAAUUAUGAUGAGGACUUUUUUAAGAAAAAUAACUUGCAACAAGAAUAUGAAAAACAUUAUAAUAGAUUAUCUAAAGAAUAUGAAUUUUUUGAAGAUGAUAAUCCGUAUAGUAAUAAUUUUAGAAAAAAAUAUUGUAGAAAAAUGAAACCAACAAUAACAAGUUAUAAAAAAAAGAAAAAAAAGGACACAUUUUCAAGCUCAAAUGAUGAUAACACCACCUCCGACUGUAAUAGUAACGAUUCUAAUUUUAAUGAAAAGUAUUACCAAUUUAAUGAUAUAGAUUUUGAUCAGAUAUAUCAUUAUAUCUAUAAAAAUAAACCUGCAUAUAAUGAAGGCCUAAAAUUUAAAAAAGAUCAUUUAUAUUUAGCUCUCUUAUGGAUACGAGAAAAAUUAUCGUAUUUUAACAAAUCACGACGGGUUAACGUUCGUCAGUGUAUUUUAGACACAACUUCAUUAAUUGCAUAUCAUAAACCGUACAAGGAAAAACUUGUUCGCAUGUUCUUCUCAAAAAAUAGGAAUCUGUUGACUUUCAAUUCGAUCAAUGAGGGAAUACUGGAUAUAUGCUUGAACGUCCCCGUGUAUUCCCCACUGGAAAUUAUGGUAAAGCAUCUGAUAUUGUGUAGAAAUUUGUUGCGAGAAAAGAAAGGAAACAUAGGCAUUAAGUAUGAUUGCCGUUACGUAUGCCAACCUUACAAAAGAUACAUGAUUAAAAUUAAAAACAAAAAAAGGAAAAGACGAUAUUUUAAGGAAGCGAAACAAAAAAAUGAUAAAGGAUCCUUAAAUGGGAAAAUUAUUCAAGAUAACGGAUUAUCCAUUUUUCAAUAA
Molecule: messenger RNA, 7725 nt
Organism: Plasmodium gonderi
Lineage: Eukaryota; Apicomplexa; Aconoidasida; Haemosporida; Plasmodiidae
Exons: 2
Coding region: 1-7725 (2574 amino acids)
Molecular function (GO): protein binding
Source: RefSeq, a predicted model, not a curated record